Dunckerocampus dactyliophorus (ringed pipefish) is the source of this 3270-nucleotide messenger RNA. It is a transcript of the gene gys1, whose product is annotated as glycogen synthase 1 (muscle). Gene Ontology annotation, cellular component: cytoplasm. The record is from RefSeq and is a predicted model, not a curated record. Gene Ontology annotation, molecular function: alpha-1,4-glucan glucosyltransferase (UDP-glucose donor) activity. Bases 233 to 2362 code for a protein of 709 amino acids. Gene Ontology annotation, biological process: glycogen biosynthetic process. The transcript has 17 exons. NCBI's taxonomy places the organism in Eukaryota, Metazoa, Chordata, Actinopteri, Syngnathiformes, Syngnathidae.
GAAGCACUAAUUUAGACAGUCAUCGAUCAGUACGUUAUUCAUUAGUGUUCAUACAGAACUUACCUGAGAGAUCUCCAGGCACGGCAGCUUUCCCACUUGGGCCCCCGUGAAGCCGUAGACGGAGUUUGCGCUGAUCUUAAGGGCCAGCUGUCGGCCAUCCAGCACCUGCUUCUUAAAAGGGUCCGUUUCCUUCUUCAACUCAGCCUUAGCCCUACGGACAGAGGGGAUCAAUAUGCCGCUGGCUCGCAGCCUGUCCGUCACGUCCCUGUCUGGGCUGGAGGAAUGGGACGAGGAGUUUGAUGUGGAGGACGCCGUUCUCUUUGAAAUUGCCUGGGAGGUGGCAAACAAAGUCGGAGGCAUCUACACCGUCAUCCAGACCAAAGCCCGCCUGACGACAGAAGAAUGGGGGGAGAACUAUUUCCUGGUGGGCCCCUAUGUGGAGAGCAACGUGCGCACUCAGGUGGAGCUCAUCGAGCCCACCAACCCGGUGCUCAAGAGAACCCUUGACAAGAUGAACUCCAGUGGGUGUAAGGUCUACUUUGGUCGCUGGCUCAUCGAGGGCAGCCCCUAUGUGAUUCUGAUUGAUGUUGGCUUCACUGCCUGGUCUCUGGACACUUGGAAGAGCGAGCUGUGGGAGCUCUGCGCCGUCGGCGUGCCAUGGUUCGACCGCGAGGCCAACGAUGCCGUGCUGUUUGGCUUCUUGACAGCCUGGCUCCUGGGAGAGUAUGCAGCCCAGAGUGAUGGGACGCCGCACAUCGUGGCCCAUUUCCAUGAAUGGUUGGCCGGCCUGGGCCUGGUGUUGUGCAGACAGAGACAGUUGCCCAUAGCAACCAUUUUUACCACGCAUGCCACACUCCUGGGACGGUACCUAUGUGCUGGAAAUGUCGACUUCUACAACAAGCUUUCAGAGUUCAACGUGGACAAGGAGGCCGGCGACAGACAGAUCUACCACCGCUAUUGUCUGGAGCGGGCGGCCGCGCAUUGUGCACACGUCUUCACCACCGUGUCCCAGAUCACAGCCAUCGAGGCAGAGCACCUGCUCAAGAGGAAGCCCGACAUCGUCACGCCCAACGGGCUAAACGUGAAGAAGUUCUCAGCGGUGCACGAGUUUCAGAACCUUCACGCUCAGAGCAAGAAUCGGAUUCAGGAGUUUGUCAGGGGACACUUUUACGGGCACCUUGACUUCAACCUGGACAAGUGUUUGUUCCUCUUCAUUGCUGGAAGGUACGAAUUCUCCAACAAAGGAGCAGACAUCUUCUUGGAGUCUCUAGCCAGACUCAACUAUCUACUGAGAGUCAAUCACAGCGACGUGACCGUCAUUACGUUUUUUAUCAUGCCGGCUCGGACAAACAACUUCAAUGUGGAGACGUUGAAAGGCCAAGCUGUCAGGAAGCAACUUUGGGAUACCGCUCAAACUGUGAAGGAGCGCUUCGGAAAGAAGCUUUAUGAAUCACUGCUUGUUGGACAGCUGCCUGAUGUGUCAAAGAUGCUGGACAAGGAAGACUUCACCAUCAUGAAGCGUGCCAUCUUUGCCACGCAAAGACAGAGCCAGCCUCCGGUCUGCACACAUAACAUGCUGGAGGACAGCAGCGACCCCAUUCUAAACUGUGUACGCCGCAUCGGCCUUUUCAACAGCUCCUCUGACCGUGUCAAGAUUAUAUUUCAUCCCGAGUUCCUGUCCUCCACCUCUCCUCUGCUUCCGAUGGAUUACGAGGAGUUUGUAAGGGGAUGCCACCUGGGCGUUUUCCCCUCUUAUUACGAGCCUUGGGGCUACACACCAGCUGAGUGCACGGUGAUGGGGAUUCCAUCCAUCUCCACAAACUUAUCAGGCUUCGGUUGUUUCAUGGAGGAACACAUAGCCGACCCCUCAGCAUAUGGCAUUUACAUCCUGGACCGGCGGUUUCGGGGCGUGGACGAGUCGUGUAACCAGCUCACUUCCUUCCUGUUCCAGUUCUGCAAGCAGAGCCGACGCCAGAGGAUCAUCCAGAGGAACCGUACCGAGCGUCUGAGUGACCUCCUCGACUGGAGAUACCUCGGCAGGUAUUAUGUGUCUGCACGUCACAUGGCCCUGGCUAAAGCCUUCCCUGACACCUACGUGUACGAACCUCAUGACCCCACCUCAACGUCAGGUUUCCGUUACCCCCGUCCGGCCUCCGUGCCGCCAUCUCCCGCCCUCUCCCGGCACUCGUCCCCCCACCACAGCGAUGCCGAGGACAACGACGAAGACGAACGCUACGACGAAGAUCUGGAGGCGGAAAAGGACCGAGUGAACAUUCGCCAGCCUUACACGCUGCCGUUCAAAAACAAGCCGGCUGUCGUCCACAGGGCCAAUGGCAAUGGCGUGGCGAGGGAGAAAAACUGACACGCACCACUUGUGCACGCACAAACUCACUUGUAAAGCGUGUGGCGGGUAUUAAAAGUCAUGCAAAAUCUCACAUAAAGGGAAGCGCUAAUGUUAAAAAAACAAAUUCAAAUGAGCUUGAUGUGUAUCUGUGUCUUCCCAGCCAGUGUGUAUCUCAGUUUUAAAAACAGUUGGACAAGUUUCGAUAUCCUGUAUCAGCCACACCAGCACUGCAACAAGCGUUUUUGUUUAAAGGGGAAAUGAAGUAGCAAAUCACACCGUAAAUAAAGUCACAACACUGGAUUACCAAGGAAGCAGGACAAAUAACGGCAUUAUUAUAAAUCUCUAGGUAUUUUUGAUAGAGCUGGAAAAACAUCCCUUUUAACAGCUUUCCACUCCAGCAGAGCGCCCUAUUAUGACCGAAUUAGGGAAAAGAAAAGCCGAAUGAACAGACAGCAGCCAGUAAAAGCACUACUUUUACGUUUCACCUCCCGAUUACACUGUUUCACGCUCAAUUUAAGCACUUUCAAAUGCCUUGUUUCCUAUAUAAAAAAAAAACAACAGAAUGGAAGUAACAUGUUAAACACACACGUGGAAAACAACAAUCGCGUCAAAAAGCUCCAAGCUUGGCCUCAUUGUGUGUUUUCAUGUGAAUUCCAAGCCUUAAAUGCUUAAAAGCAGAGACCUCACACUCCUGUCUAUCUGCUUGCGUUUUGACGUGUAUUUAUAAGGAUGAGACAGCUGCAGUAAAAUAAGGAUGUGUUUCAGCGAUGCAUCUGUGUUUGCCUGUGAGAGAGCAGCCUGGAAGUAAGGAAAUGCAUUUUGCCAGAUGUGUACUCCCUGUGAGAGUUUUAUCAUUUCUUACAAUCUUGCACCAGAUGAACUUAUAAUAAAGAGUCAAUAUAUAAGACCUGACAAGGUUUUACAAA